AUGCGACGUUUAGGAAUAUCGGUGUCGAUUUGCCCAAACUUGGCGACGUCCGCUUUCGCGUUUUUCAUAUGUUUCACAACGUCGGUCUGGUUCAAAUUACACGGCAUGAAAUUGACGAGACGCGAGCUCGUCUUUUUUGACGUGAGAAACCUGCUCGAAAUUGCGCCGAAUUUCGAGUACGAGACCGCCGGCGUCAUUGAUUGCAUCACACCAGGUGAUGGGAUGCCCGAGCAGCCGUUGCCAGGUCCCACAAAUUUCUGGGAAGCGCUGUUCGCCGAUGACGGCAAACUGCAAAUGGAGAAAUUUUAUCGGCAGCAUUAUGGUCCGGUGUAUAAAACUGCACAAAAACAAUACACAGAAUAUUUAAUGACUCCGCCUUCUUCCACUUUGAGAGCCGAAAUCCGUCGUUUAGAGGACCCACUUUUGCUCAUGGGAUCUAUGGAAGACGCCCGAUUCUACGAUGAAGAUGAUGAAUUCGCAAAUGUCACUGAAUGCGAUUAUUUCGGAACCGAUCAUAUUGAAGGAAAGAUUUACCUGAUCGGAAUCUUCGCAACCCUCAUAGCCAUUCUCUCGAUUAUCUUCAACACAUUCUAUACGAUUGUGUUCAUUAGAAAUCCAUUGUUGAGAAGAUCCGGUGUAUUCUAUUUCGGCGUAAUUGCCGUCAUCGAUAUAAUUAUGGCAAUAAACUACAUUGCCGUUAUGUCACUUCCGGUAUACAUGGACUACUAUCAUAUUCUUCCAUUAUGGCACCUCUUCCUCUCAUAUUUUCGGAUUGUGCUCACCGAAUCCAAUUGUGCCAUGUUCGCGUCGAUGCUAAUGAUUGUUCUCGCGACAACCGAGAGAUUCCUGAAAACUUUCGACGGCAAAAACAUUUCCGUUUGUAGAAAAUUCCUGGAGCGAAAUCGCGCUAGUGUCAGCUUACUGUGCCUUCUUAUCGCAUGCGCCUAUAAAUACUGUAUCUACUAUGAGAUUGACGUGCUCACAAAAGAGCAAUGCGAAGGCUGGGCCCGCUACGAAAUUGUGGCCGGUGAGUACGCUCAAGACGAAAACUAUCGAUUUUACUUCAUGUUUCUAACAAGGAAUAUUUUUGACCGGAUUAUGCCAUUCUUCGCACUAAUUAUAAUGAAUAUACUAAUAAUAAGGGCGGUGAAUGAAGACGAGGAAAGGAAGCGUCAGAAAGAAAGCGUAGUGAGUAAUGGCAGGAAUGCGAAUUUGAAAACGAAUCGAAGGAAUGUCAGAGAUGCAACUCGUGCCCUGAUUAGUCUAGUUAGCAUGUAUCUGCUAUCGCAAUCCCUACAAGUGCUCCUCACCUUCUGGGAAACCAUCAACCGCGACAGUCUGGAACAGGGAUUCCCCGUGAUGUACUCCUAUCUCAAUGACAUUGUCUCGAUUUUCACCCUCCUUUCCAGUUGCCUUCGAUUCCCCGUCUAUUUUUGCUGCAAUCGCCUGAUUCAUACGGCUUCGGUUGACACCUUAAGCGGUUUGAAGCCGUCAUGUCUGAUGAAACUCAAGAAGCCGCAUGUGUUCUGUAUAAACUGCCAUUUGAACAGAGACGUUGGCGCGAAUUGUGACAAUAAUCCAGUAACAUUAAAAUUCUUCUUUGAUGUCAAAACGAAUGUGUGUCAGCCUCUGUUCUAUAGAGGAUGCGGUGGCAAUGAGAAUAGGUUCGAUGAUCGCGAAUCCUGCACGAAAGCUUGUGUACCAAAGAAAAAUAAAAAGGAUGAGGAUGAGGAAGAUGACGAGAAGAUCCCAUCUUCUGACAAGAGUAAUCUGCUAGUUGUGAAUAUGUGCAAAAUUCCGACCGACGCCAAGAUCAGCGAAAUCGCCGAACAAUGCGAUCAAGGCUGUCCUAUCGGCUGGAAAUGCAACAAAAAGAAUUAUUGUUGUCCCAUGAGGGAGACUGUCUGCAAUUUGCCAGUUUCGUCGGGAUCCGAACGAGACGUCUUCAAGCACUACGGCCGAUAUGCUUAUCUGCCCGGCUUGAAAAAUUGCAUUCGAUUUUCUUAUUUUGGAAAGGACGGGAAUUUCAACAAUUUUUUGAGUUUCAAUGAAUGUCGGAAGUAUUGCACAAGCAAAUAA
Caenorhabditis bovis is the source of this 2079-nucleotide messenger RNA. NCBI's taxonomy places the organism in Eukaryota, Metazoa, Nematoda, Chromadorea, Rhabditida, Rhabditidae. The record is from the annotation of a GenBank genome assembly.